AGACAAGGCAGUGCUUUCCAGUGUUCGGUUGCGAUCUUUCGCGAUGGACCUUGAGACCUGCAAGAUCAAGCAGACGCAGGCAACGGCUUGGGGCAACGGCGCUGAGCUGUACGCUGCCAAUUUACAUGAAGGUUCCGGAAUCAUGAUGCCUCUGAUAGCUGCUUACGCUGAGACGGCGAGGGCGGAGGUGAAAGGCAACCCACUGAUCCUUGACGUUGCCAGCGGGACUGGGGAGCCUGGGAUCUCAUUGGCCAGGCAAUUCCCGAACGGCAGCGUGAUUAUGACUGACCUAGCCGAUGGCAUGAUCGCGGGAGCCAAGGGACGUGCGGAACGCCUUUCAGUUAAAAACGCCAGCUUUGAUGUGGCGGACGCAGAGGACUUGAGUCAAUUCAAAGAUGCCACCUUUGACGUGGUGACGUGCAACUGCGGCCUGAUGUUCAUGCCAAACUACGAGAGGGCCCUGGCAGAGUUCCGGCGAGUGCUGAAGCCAGAUGGGCUGGCGUUAAUGUCGGCGUGGGGUCUGCCGGAGCACACGCAGCUCAUCUCGCUGAUGCUGGGCAUGCAAGCGGCCGUUGCGCCAAAUGACAGCUUGUUUGCAGACCCCAACAUCCUAGGAAGCCGCGAGAAGCUGGUGCACGCCGUGGAGCGGGCGGGGUUCAGCAAUGUCUCCUGCAGGGAAGUCAAUGUUCCCAUGCACAUCCCCGCGGACAAGGUGCGGGUUGCGCUGGUGCAGAAUCCUCUGAUUCGCCGAAUGGCUGGAGCGGCUGAUUGAGAGAGGAGAGACUGAUGCGGCUGACCGCGCACAUGCCACUUUAUUGGAUGAUGCAGCCAGAAAGGGGUUCUUGCAAGAGGAUGGCACCAUCCAGUGCCCAACCAACAUCGCCCUCUUCAUCACUGCGCGCCCCUGAUGGGAUUUUGUGGUGCUUGGUGGACAUGUUGGCCCCACACUGGGGCCAACAUGUCAAACAGGAAAUUUGACCAAUUGAACUUUAAAGAAUUUCUGCGCUUGAUGAUGCCGUUUGCAGUUUGCAGUGGUUGAUGUGGGAUAUGUGUGGAAGGGCCCGGCCAAGCACAAUCAUAUCUGCCCAACGUUUCUAAGAUAAAAUGAUAUAAUCUACCAAAUAUCGAAUAAAUCGCUAUUACAUUAGGAAAAUGUCUUCAGAACAGGCCGCAUGCAUAUGUGUAUUAGCCACUUGUCGUUAAAUUCCUUGUUGCAAAAGAAGACGCGAGAGGAGCCAAUAGCAUGCAAUGACCUGAUGUUGCC
Coccomyxa subellipsoidea C-169 is the source of this 1264-nucleotide messenger RNA. RefSeq names its product S-adenosyl-L-methionine-dependent methyltransferase. Lineage: Eukaryota; Viridiplantae; Chlorophyta; Trebouxiophyceae; Coccomyxaceae. Gene Ontology annotation, molecular function: methyltransferase activity. Bases 44 to 772 code for a protein of 242 amino acids. The record is from RefSeq and is a predicted model, not a curated record. The transcript is spliced from 5 exons.